Messenger RNA from Frieseomelitta varia, 2049 nucleotides. RefSeq names its product ankyrin repeat domain-containing protein 6 (gene dgo). Lineage: Eukaryota; Metazoa; Arthropoda; Insecta; Hymenoptera; Apidae. The record is from RefSeq and is a predicted model, not a curated record. The annotation marks the transcript as partial. Gene Ontology annotation, molecular function: protein binding. The transcript has 5 exons.
UAUGGAGACACACCGUUGCAUACGUCUGCGAGGUAUGGACACGCUGGAGUGACAAGAAUCUUGAUUUCUGCGCUUUGUCGAGUAUCGGAUCAAAAUAAAAACGGCGACACAGCGUUGCACAUUGCGGCGGCGAUGGGACGUCGGAAGCUGACGAGGAUCCUGCUGGAGGCCGGCUGCGAUCGUAGCCUGCGGAACAAGCAGGGGGAGACCGCGAAGGACAUUGCCAGGCGCAAGAACCUCCAGGAGAUAUUGGAGAUAAUCGGUAAAGCGCGAAGCAAGAGCAGAACGCGGAGCAAGAGCCGCGAGGAGGAUAGCACGCCGGCGACUGUGGACAAGGUCGACGGGAAGAGCAGCAGCAAGAACGAGAAGAAGCGAGAGAAGACCGGUAGUGGUACCAGCGGCAGCAGGGAUAGUUGCACGAAGAAGGAGAAAAAGAAGCACAAAUCGUUCGGCAAGCAGAACAAGGUCCACUUCGAGAAGGCGGUGAUGGGUAGACAGUGGUCGCCGUACGGUUGUCACUACUAUCCCGAUCCGGAAGCGUUUCCCCAGCCGCGUUUGGACUCCCUGCCACCGGAUCCGCUCGGCCGUGGCGAGCAAUACUAUCUCGACUUGGCUGGCAACAUCAGAAAGGGCCCGGUGGGAGUGGGAUACACCUGCUACUGUGCGCCGUUCUUCAGGCAUAUGGAGGCUAAGCUGGAGAGGGACAAGGCCGAGCUGAAGGCCCACAUAGAUCAGGCGCACGAGAGAUUGGACUUGAAGGUGGCUAAUCUAGAAAGGAGGACCAGAGGGCAGAUCACCGAGUUGACGAGAUGCGUGGCGGCGGAGAGGUCCAGGUGCGACGAACGGCAUAUGCAUCUGCAGCAACGUCUUUCCAGAGGCGGGAAGGGAAGGCACAGCGAAAGACCGGCUAAAGCCACGUUCGCCAACGACCAACCGUUCCCACCUACCCGUGCCAGGUCUUUGGAGGAUCUACUGGAUGACAGACCUCACGACAGGAGCUUCGAGAUCCCCGGUGAAACACCGAUUCAUCGCGGCAGUCUCGACGAUCUUGAUAUUCCUGCAAUACCGCGGCUCAGCAAGUCCAUGAGGGACCUUCCGUCCGGUUCUGGUGUCUCGAGGUCAACGCUGAGGGUGCUCGACGUGCCGGCUAGAUUGAACGAAACGUUCGACGGGGUGAUCAAGCAGGAUCGCAGCUCGCCGCUAGGCGCCGCCUCCUCGCCGUCGAUCGGUUCCAGGCAGCAGGUCCAUCAGCAACGCGAUCUUACAUCUCGAGAUCAUGGCAAAAAUUCAUGCCAGGACGAAAGUAACGCAACACGAAAGAACGAGGACACAUUGAACGAGUGGAAAUCUUCCGGACGACGUAGUGUUCACGAGAUGAUUAAGCGAUUUCAACAAGUACCUGGCAUGCAUAACGGUUGGAGGGGUCCGCGUUCCGGAAGCAGCGAACCCACCAGUCCAGAGCACAGUCAGUGUUCCCAAAAUCAAAGAGUGCAGCCACAAGGUGGUGUAGGAAACAGCUGGCGUGGAGAAGGCAAUGAUAGCGAGAGCAGCGAGGGAGACGACGAACAACCAGAAGCAUUAAGCGGAGGGAUCUCUGGAAAAGGAGGAUUGUCAGAACAUGUGCACUAUGACAGCAUUGCCAGAAUGCCAUAUAGAUCCCGUAACGCGGUUUAUAGCCCAACGCCGCCUUUGCAUGACGCACACAAUGAUUCCGGAUACAGCACUCGCAUGUACGGUUCUAGCAAAGGUGCUUCGCCCUCAUUGUCAGGUCAAUUAGAAUGCGAUGUGAUUCUUCCGACUACACCAAACGCAUUCCCUAGUGGAGAACAACUGGCUGCACUCUUGGAACAACCAAGGAACCAUGAUCUUACGGUCUACGAACGUGGUGCCGACAAUUGCGUUAUUAAUAUCGGAACUGCGAGUCUUGUUUAAUGUGUACGAUUUUGAUUAAUGUGAAUAUAUAAAACGUAUCGUUUGGAAAUGAACUCUGUACUUCCAAAGACGUCGAUGUAUAAGUUAAUAAUGAUACCUACUCAAGUGUUAAUAUAA